Molecule: messenger RNA, 1131 nt
Organism: Ceutorhynchus assimilis (cabbage seed weevil)
Lineage: Eukaryota; Metazoa; Arthropoda; Insecta; Coleoptera; Curculionidae
Source: the annotation of a GenBank genome assembly
AUGAACGGUUUGUAUUCAGGCUAUAGUCCCUUAGCCAAAAUGAACUUGAACAUAAUGGAACCGUUGGCGGAGGUGGACGGUUUCGAGCCCCAAACUAGGGCCCGUUCCAACACGUGGCCUUUGCCAAGGCCGGAGAAUUUCGUGGAUCCGGAGGAUUCCGGAGCGCAAAAUUGCCCGAACGGUGCCAACGGCGGCGGAGGGAUGAAUUGCGAGGGCGGCAACAAGUGUCCUGUGCCGAAUUCGAUAAGGCACAAUUUGUCGUUACACAAUCGAUUCAUGCGGGUGCAAAACGAAGGUACUGGAAAGUCGUCGUGGUGGAUGAUCAAUCCGGACGCGAAGCCGGGAAAGUCGCCCAGAAGAAGGGCGGUUUCGAUGGAAACUAGUAAAUUUGAAAAAAGAAGAGGCCGAGUGAAAAAAAAAGUAGAAAUGAUGCGCAACGGAACUCUACCCGAUCAACCACCUAGUCCUAGUUCGUCGAUAUCAGAAAGUUUAGACUUAUUUCCAGAAUCACCAACCAUACACAGUGGCGGCGGUUUUCAAUUGAGUCCAGACUUCAGACCGAGAACUUCUUCACAAUCUUCAGCAAGAUUAUCGCCGAUUCCUUCAGUUGGAAUCGAAUCCGAAUGGGGUUUCAGCGGUACGAAUUUCAGCAAUUCAGAUAUGAUGAACGGUACUACUGGAGGCAGCAACAAUGGCAAUUAUUCCCCUGAUCAAUUGGCUGGAAAUUUGGAGUUGAGGAUGAAACUGGAACCUGGUCAAUAUAUGGGUCACCAAUACAUGGAAACCCGGUUACCACCAAGACCACCUUCUUCAAGUCCACCUUUGACACCACAAAGUCAAGGUACCCCAUCUUCGAUGAGUACCAUGAUGGGUCAGUACAUCGGCGCCCUAAAUGUGAGCGAGGACCUCAACAUACACGUCGACUCAUUGCCUGGAGGUUUUGAUUGUAAUGUCGAGGAUAUAAUCCAGCAAGAACUGAACGCAGAAGGCUGCUUAGAUUUUAACUUUAGCGGGCAACAACAGGCCAUGGUGCAACAGGCAGCUGAAGCUUCGAUAGCUUCUAGUCAUCAAACGGCGCCGCCUCCGACUUAUUCUCAAACGGUGGUCACGUCUCCGUCGUGGGUUCAUUAG